GGGUGGAGGAGAAUGUCCAAAUUUUGGGGAAAUGUGUUUUGCUUAACAUUGCCCACUGCACUCCAAAGGAAAGAUAGCCAUGCGUCAAGCCCACAGGCUGCAGUACAUGCUACAACAUCGACAUCUACCACAAAGCAGCCAGGAGUAGGGCGAAAGCACAAGCAUGAUUCCGUGUUUUUCCCGCUCGUUCCCCGUGCAUUCGUGAGUUAUACAGGCACCGUUAAUGGACGGGGAGAGAGACAUGGGACAGGAACUUGCAUCUACCUUAAUGGCGACUGUUAUGAAGGCGACUGGCAGAACGACGAGAAGCACGGGCGCGGGAUAUUUUGGUACCAAAACGGGAGGCGCUAUGAAGGCGACUACGUACACGACAAGCGAGAGGGGACGGGCAUCUACUUCUUCCAGAAUGGCGACGUGUAUGAUGGCAACUGGAUCGCUCACGGUCGUGACGGAUAUGGAGUGUUGACAAAGAGGGAUGGCAGCGUUUAUAAGGGAGCAUGGGAGCACAAUGCUUGUACGGGGGAAGGAACCUUAACUACCUCCGACGGCGCGGUUUAUCGAGGAUCCUUUGUCAACGGUCUCCGUCACGGGAGAGGAAUCGACAUCGGGGUCGUACGUCCACGACCGACCCGAAGGGGCAGGAACAUUCUACCGUAAAGGAGAGACGUUGCGCGGCCUGUGGGAAGGGGGUUAUUUCCAGGGCCCGCUCCCUCCCUCCCAACAACCUUCUCUCUCUUUCCCUCCUCCUCUUUGCCCGACGCAAGACAGCCACUGCAUGGAAGGAAAAAACGCGGAGGAAAAUGGAGAGAAAGUGGCACAGCGAAGAAGGGAGAAGAAAGGGAAGGAAAGAAAGGAAGGAACAGAUUUCAAAGAGAAGGAAAGGGAGGCCAGCGAAUCCCAUUCCUCGCCGUCUUCUUCCCUUUCUUGUCUUCAUCCCUCACUUAACGGUGGAGCGGUCCCUAGAAAAGAAGUCGCGGGCUCCAUUGAUAGUUUGCUAUCUACAGUAGAAGAGGUUGGAAAACUAAGGGACAGGAAAGAGGGAAAAAAAGAAGAAGAGAGGAAAGCUAUUGGGGAGAGUACAAUCGACGAGAGAAGUGCAGAGGGAUAUGAGGGGAAAAAACGAGAGGGAGGGGAAACACAAAUAGAUUUGCCUUGCGGCGCAUAAUAUAAGAAGAAAUAAGCCACCAAAAGGAGAUGAUAGCGUAUAAAAGCAAAUAGAGGCAAAGGAGAAAGAAAUGGAACGAAGAAGAGGAAAGAUAGAUAAUGGAAAUCUGAAGCGAGAAGAAGAGAGGGCAAGCAUGUCACUAAUGUGCUGGAGAGAUACAGAGAAUAAGACAAGUUUUGCUCAAUUUUCGUCAAUCUCUGGAGUUUCGCUCCUUGCAUGAUCUGAGAGCCUCAAAUGGUCCUUCCGCUCGUAUGAUUAAGUUUCCUUUCACCUUCAGGUCUCCAACUAUGUACCGCUCGAAUCCCUAAUUUAUGAUCCAGCAGGCUCGCCGUGCAGGGUGCACGCUCU
Nannochloropsis gaditana CCMP526 is the source of this 1513-nucleotide messenger RNA. RefSeq names its product morn repeat protein. Gene Ontology annotation, cellular component: cytosol. The transcript is spliced from 7 exons. The coding region runs from base 13 to 657 and encodes 214 amino acids. The record is from RefSeq and is a predicted model, not a curated record.